UUUUUUUUUGUAAAAUAAAUAAAUACAUUUCUUAAUUUGUUUGGAAAAAAUAUAUAUAAAAAGUCUUGAUCCUUUUUUUUUUCUAGGACGAAACGAAUCAACUUAUAGUUAUAGACAGUUGGAUAAAGAUGAACUGGAAAGAUGAGUAUCUCAAAUGGGAUCCGAGUAACUUUGGGAACGUUAGUGUUCUGCGAAUUCCUUCCACUGAAAUAUGGAGACCAGAUCUGUCGAUUUACACCGCGGUUCCGGUUGAAAGUGUUUUCCUUGAGCCUUUGACCCAAGCCCUGAUAUACUAUGAUGGAACUGUCUUGUGGGUACCACCUGUCACAAUUAAAAGUCGUUGCCCUCUCUUCAACCGAGCUCCGAAAAACGCAAUAAAGUGCAAUAUUCGUUUGGGUUCCUGGACAUACAGUGAGAAUGAAAUGGAUGUGUACCUGUCAUCUCCUGAAGUAGACGUUUCAAACUUCAUAGACAGUAAUGUGGAGUGGAAGCUCAUGGAAGCUCGUGCUAGUCGAGAACCGAAACAUUAUCCUUGCUGCAAAGAAGCGUACCCGCUCCUGCACUUCAACGUGACUCUGAAAAGACGAAAACCCUUUAGUGAAAACGAAUUACUCAUGCCAGAAAAUUCUGAUUUGAAUCCAGUAGAACUUGGAAAGACGAAAAAGAUUAUUGAAACCGAUUAAGUACCAGGUUCUGAUGUAUUACAGAAAAGAGGAAAUUCUUUGGAUUUCUGUCCUCAUGGAAAGUGCUGUUCGUGCCUAUUUUACCAGAGACUGAAAAAUAUUAUUUGAUUAAGAAUUAACGCAAAUGUGCUACAAAUAAACUUUAGACACUGAAUAAUAAAACACUGUUUUAUGCAGUAUUA
Messenger RNA from Stegodyphus dumicola, 865 nucleotides. RefSeq names its product acetylcholine receptor subunit alpha-like 2. Gene Ontology annotation, cellular component: postsynaptic membrane. NCBI's taxonomy places the organism in Eukaryota, Metazoa, Arthropoda, Arachnida, Araneae, Eresidae. Gene Ontology annotation, molecular function: transmembrane signaling receptor activity; acetylcholine-gated monoatomic cation-selective channel activity. The record is from RefSeq and is a predicted model, not a curated record. Gene Ontology annotation, biological process: monoatomic ion transmembrane transport.